This is a messenger RNA of Musa acuminata AAA Group (dessert banana), 660 nucleotides long. RefSeq lists its product as uncharacterized. The transcript is spliced from 3 exons. NCBI's taxonomy places the organism in Eukaryota, Viridiplantae, Streptophyta, Magnoliopsida, Zingiberales, Musaceae. The coding region runs from base 1 to 660 and encodes 219 amino acids. The record is from RefSeq and is a predicted model, not a curated record.
AUGGGCGGCAAUGGGACGGUGGUUGGCGUCAAACGAGUCGAAGCAGGGAUGCCUUCUGAGGAGUGGGACGACUCCAUGCCACUCCCCGGUGACAUCGUCAAGGGGGUCGCGCCUGCCGACGACGACGACGACGAGGAAAGCCCCAUUUUUGCCUCCCCCAAGAGCCGGUCGGAGAUCAGCUCCGUUCUCGGUCGGCUGGGACGCCGGUCCGAGUCGGUCUGGAUCAAGGUCCAGAGAGGCAGCAGCCUGCUGGACCUUCGCGCCCGUGUCAUCCCCUACCGCGGCCACAAGCUCUAUCGCCGUUUCACCGUGAUGGCCGCCCGUGACGACCGCCACGUCGCGGUGCUCGGCGAUCUCACUCUGGAGCGGUGCGCGGAGCUUCAGGAAAUGAGCAGAACGGUGGUUAACGUGGAUGGCAUCGGGUUCGUCAGGAAGAAAAGCGUGAGCUACGACUGGAAGAAGAAGGUGGAAACCUACUUGCCGGACCGCCAUUCCACUCUGAUUAGCUCCAUCCUCUUCAUGCCUUUCCCCAGCGAGCGCAACUUCGAGGCCACCAUGACGCGAUCCAUGGCUUGGUUCUCAUCUACCGUCUCCUCCGGAGCUCCUCUCGUCUUCGUCAACAUCCAAACAGAGCAAAUCUUCUUUUUCCAUAAUGUUUAA